Sycon ciliatum is the source of this 2861-nucleotide messenger RNA. RefSeq lists its product as uncharacterized. The coding region runs from base 176 to 2083 and encodes 635 amino acids. The record is from RefSeq and is a predicted model, not a curated record. Lineage: Eukaryota; Metazoa; Porifera; Calcarea; Leucosolenida; Sycettidae. Gene Ontology annotation, molecular function: protein binding. The transcript has 6 exons.
GCUACUUAGGGCGGUAAACCCAAGAACCAUUCUGUUCCUUCUGUGGAGACCUUCCGAGCGUGUUUCUUGUGUGAGAGAUAUCACCUUGGAAUCAAGCACCGCGUGCGGACUCUCCAGUGGUUGAAGAGUCACCUUUACAAGUUGUUCAAGCCAUCGUUCAGCUCUGUCGAUUAAGAUGGUGCGCGAUUCUAUUGCUUUGCUCGUCUUCACGCUGAUUACAGCAGCGAUUGCAACCAGUGAAACUAAUCCAACAGUAUCAUGGACGGACUGCGGAGCACCACAAGGCAAAAUCCUGAUGACUGCGGUUUUGCAGGAAACGAGGUAUGCAAAAGCCCGAGAACAAUGUCAGAAUCUCAAUGGAGAUCUUGCUACCGUUCAAUCCACGCUGGAAAGAAAUUGUGCCAGCGCAACACUGUAUAGCGUGAGAACGUGUUCUUGUUGCGAUUCACGGGGUUUUUAUGAGUGCACUCGUGUGUCUGGAAAUGGAUCAUGUGGCUGUGAUACAUGGGUAGAUCUCACUGGAACAAACUUUUCUAAUGGACAAUUUCAAUCCUGGACCUGGUACACACCAUUCUCCAACACAGCAUCAAGUAGCAUAGCCUGGUUAAGCGGCUAUCCAAGACAAACCAGUGACUGGUAUCUUGUGUUUUACUUCCCCGAACUUGGAGGCUUUGGCAAUUAUCCUGACUUUCCACGUCCCUACCUGUGUCAACAAUACUAUCCACCAGCACCGCUCAAUAUAAGUUUGUUUUACGGAGGGGUCUAUGUACUGCGCGUUUCCGCUGUCUUACACCCGGCAACCUACGUGUCUAACAUCAGUGAAUACUGCUAUACCUACCGACCAGCCUUCACUGCAGGCACCAUUCAUAAGGCAUACGAUGCGAAUCGUGUGUGUGGCGCUGUUCACAGCGCUUUCAUAUCGCUCAAUUGUACAAGUAACACACUUUACAACAUCUCAGCUUAUUUGAAAACGGUGGCAGGACUUCGUAGCUCAGCAUCGGGAUGGACUCUGUUUUCAACUCGUCCAGAAAGUCCAUUGGGGGUAAUAGUAUACAAAAUCGCUGACACAUUUGUCCAGCUAAAGGCCAAUGUAACGGUACUCGGCAACCUUCCUGUUCUGCGGUACUUUUUCAAAUUUGGUAACAAGUGGAAGUAUUCUGAGAGGUACACGUCCCCAUUUCAACAAUCUAUCUACAUGUUUACGGAUUUGACUGCUGACACAAGCUAUAGUGUCUCCACAUCAAUCCGAAACAAGUACGUUUGGAGCUGGCCUUCCCAAUCAACAUCUAUCACGACACUUCCGCCAGCACCAUCAAAUCUCAAUGUUACUUCUACGGACACUGAAAUCAACGUAUCUGUGGAGGACACCUACAGAUCAGCAAUUGCCAAGUAUUGCUUUCUUCUAAUUGCACCAUCGUCCCUGUACAAGAACACACUUUGUGAUGCCAUGCAGAAUGUCAAGUUCAUGGGCUUGGCCAGCAGCAUGCUUUACAAUGUAAGCGCAUAUGUUGUCACCACGGAUGGACGGACCAGUAGUGGGUCUAAGACGAUGAGUAUUAGCACCAAUACGAAUGCGACAACAACAAGUGAUUCCCAGGACAGCCAUACCAGUGCCACUGCUGUCCCCAAGGAUCCACAUGAGAGUCCUAUACACACGGCUGUUCAAGCUAUUACCAAUCAGUCUGAUAGCAAUAUUGACACAGAGAGUGGCUCUCAGGAGAGCACAAGCAGCUUCGGUUUGGCAGCGAUUGGUGCUAGUUGUGGUGCAGCUGGAUUGCUCGUGUUGGUCAUUGCCAUUAUUCUGAUAUGGAAAUUCAAGAUGGUGCCUCGGAAACAGGGUGGGGACCUGAACCUCAGAGACCAGUCCGUUUCCAAUCAUAAUCCACUUGAUCCGGUUCAGGACACUCCCAUCAGUAUGGAUGCCAAUGAAGCGUAUGGUACCUGUGUCCUAGCCAAGAAUGAUGCAUAUGGCUGUGUGGAGUUGCGUGGCAACGAGGAGCAUGGUAACGGGUCUGGAGCGGGCGGCGGACUGGAGUCAGAGAGCGAAGCAGAGGACAAUUAUACUUACAUUGAUCACCAGUAGCGCCUAAAUCAUCAUCAUGAUUCUCGUCAGUGUUGUGUUAUGAGCCGACACUAUUCACUAUUGUGGAGCUUAAGUAAUAACACCCAGUCAUUCUCCACUGGUGUCAGUCCAUCUGCAGUUUCAAUUGCUCUUUUUCUUCUCUUUUGAAAGUGACAUUUCAAUAUAUUUCCAAAGGCACCACACCUUUCAUCUUCCUUUGAAACAGGUACUGCUUGCUUACGGCUGGACCUGAUAGGACAACACCAUACAUGAUGUACUUUGAGUUUCGCAACGCAUGCCUCCUUACCUGCAACAAUUUUCAGUGUACCUCUUAGCCAUAUUUGGGAUGGGUGGGUGGGUGGCUGCCUGAUUUCUUGUGUUAUUGUUUGAACGCUUAUGAACCGGACCACCGUUUUGUAUACAUGUAUCAGAAGAGGCACAUCAAUUUUUUCGUUUUCUUUGAGUUUUACAAGUUAAUCUCUGUUGGUAUGCACGCUAUCCGUUGUUUAUCUCCAUUGCAUAGCACAGUGGGGAGCGAUCAGCACGCUCUCUUAACUCCACCCUUCUUGCAUAUUGAAGAUAUUUAGUCAACUUCGAUCGUAUAUCCCAUGUUUUUGUAAUUACAAUGCAUAACUAGCUCUUCUUUCCUUCAAGGUCUGUGUUGUUCACCCUAUUCUGCUUGGUGUUCUACAUAUAGAUCUGCAUCGCUGGACCUCAGGAUGCUAAUUUUACACGCAUUUGUAACAAUUUUUACAUUCUUUCCAACUGCAUCAUAAUACAAUAUUGGGCAAACCUGUCC